GCGCUACGGCAGGGAGCGCGCGGGGGCCGCUGGGGGAUGUAGGCCGCGGGGCGCGAGGGGAUCUCGUGUGGCGAUGCCAUGGCGGCCCCCGCGCGGCCCUGGAGCGUGGAGGAGCUGCGGAGCGAAGCGCUGCCCAAGAGGGAGAUCAUCCAGUUCCUGCAGCAGCAGGCGGCCCACGGGUUCCUCGCACAGCACAAGUUGCUCGGGCAGGUAAAGAACGUGGCCAAGACAGCCAGCAAGGAACAGCUAAUUACCGCUUACAACCAGCUCUUUGAAACACAGAGCUUUAAGGGCACGGAGAGUGCAGAAGACGUGGCGGAGCAGGUCAAAAAUGUCAAGAUUGAGGAAGAAAAGCCCAAAGAAACAAAGCCCGAGGAAGCGGUGAGUGAGGGCCCCCCCAAAUAUGCCAAGUCCAUUCUGAAGAAGGGGGAUAAAGUCAACUUUCCCAAAAAGGGCGAUGUCGUCCACUGCUGGUAUACUGGGAAGCUGCAAGAUGGAACGGUAUUCGAUACGAAUAUUCAGUCCAGUUCCAAGAAAAAGAAAGCGUCGAAGCCGCUGAGCUUCAAAGUCGGGGUUGGGAAAGUGAUCCGAGGCUGGGAUGAAGCUCUGCUGACCAUGAGCAAAGGGGAGAAGGCUCACCUGGAAAUCGAACCCGAAUGGGCUUACGGGAAGAAAGGGCAACCAGAUGCCAAGAUUCCACCAAAUGCGAAACUUUUUUUUGAGGUUGAAUUGGUGGAUAUUGAAUGAUGGGACUUUUUCUUCUUCCAAGACUGGGCAGCCGUGACGGUUUACGUCCAGGGGAAACGAUUGUGGCCUUGUAAUCCCCCUGCCCCCCCCCCCCAAUCCGGUGGCUUUAGUGCCAGUCUGAAGACUUCCUGGAGGGGGGAUUUUGCCUUUGCUUGCUGUUCUACAGAAUGUCAUAAAAAGUCUCCUGUGCGGGAAA
Heteronotia binoei (common prickly gecko) is the source of this 943-nucleotide messenger RNA. RefSeq names its product FKBP prolyl isomerase 3 (gene FKBP3). The record is from RefSeq and is a predicted model, not a curated record. The coding region runs from base 79 to 747 and encodes 222 amino acids. Gene Ontology annotation, molecular function: peptidyl-prolyl cis-trans isomerase activity. Lineage: Eukaryota; Metazoa; Chordata; Lepidosauria; Squamata; Gekkonidae. The transcript is spliced from 7 exons.